AUGGAUACAUUUAAGUCAUUUGUUGAUCAAGUAAACUUAGCCUUUAACAAAAACAUUAAGUCCUUAACUCAAGUCUUUACAGGUAAAACGUUUGAACUACCACGAGAUGCAGCUAUGAAUGCCAUAGUUAAAAAGAGCAACAUCUUUGGCUUCAUCAAAACAAAAGCUGGCUCAAUGCUAGGAUUCUAUUACGAAGAGCCGAUAUUAUCAACUUCUACAUCAGCUAACAAAAUAUAAACCAGAACUAUGAUUUACGGAAUCUCAACCGGAAUUUUCUCCAAAAAAGAGAUUGGUGAUAAUUAUUAAACAGAAUUUGGACCAUGGUAAUUAGGAAAGUUUUAGCAAAUCCUCACAACUCCUAGAGCACAAAUAAUAUUUCACCCAUCAUGCCUUUAUUAUAGUUACUAGCCUAAUAAAGCUCAGUGCUAUAGUAGUUCUAAUUUCGAUUAACAAGAAUAUUGCUAAUGGAUACUCUAAAAACCCUAAGGCGAUGAUAGCGUUAAUUUUGAAUGCCUGCAAAUAGAGUAUUAUGAAGGCAAAGAAAACAAAUGA
Stylonychia lemnae is the source of this 552-nucleotide messenger RNA. The record is from the annotation of a GenBank genome assembly. NCBI's taxonomy places the organism in Eukaryota, Ciliophora, Spirotrichea, Sporadotrichida, Oxytrichidae.